AUGAAGUAUUCACAUUUUGUCACAGGUCUCCUUGGACUUCUACUUCCUGCUUCUCGAGCGACAUGUCUAUCCAGAAACCCAACAGUUUCUACCGUGAACGGAACCUAUGUGGGGAAGCACCUCGAAAGUUUCAAUCAAGAUGCGUUCUUAGGAAUGCCAUUUGCAUUACCUCCAACAGCGGAGAGACGUUUCCAGCGCCCUCAUUAUAUCGACCAAGCCUUUUCAGAAACUCGAAAUGCCACUAACUACGGGCCUGCCUGCCCGCAAUACUCCCCACCGAAUGUAUUUGGGAACGAUAUUUCUGAGGACUGUUUGAGCAUUAAUGUUGUACGCCCCGCUGGUAUUUCAUCAGACACCAACCUUCCGGUUUUAGUUUGGAUAUAUGGGGGUGGCUUUGAUGGUGGUGGAACCUCCGACCCUCGUUACAACAUGUCCGGGAUUGUCCAACUCAGCCAGGAGAUUGGCAAGCCUAUUGUUGGAGUUUCAUUCAACUAUCGGAUCAACAAACUCGGCUUCAUGCAAUCACCAGAGCUUUUGAAAGAAGGAAGCACCAACGCUGGAAUGCACGAUCAAAGGCUCGCACUCAUGUGGAUCCAAGAGAACAUCGCUUCGUUUGGCGGUGAUCCAAACCGAGUUACGAUAUGGGGUGAAUCUGCUGGGGCACAGGCUAUUGGGCUGCACAUGUUUACGUAUGAUGGUCGAGAUGACGGGCUUUACCACGCUGCUAUUAUGGAAUCUGGUGGGCCAUCUGGAGCUCCGAUGCACGAUCUUUCAUUUUACGCUGGCUUCGUGGAGUCUCUCGCCGCACAGGUUGGAUGUACUGGCUCUAGCUCCAUGAUAAGUUGUCUCAGAGCUGUACCAUUCGAAAAAUGGCAAGCGGCUAAAACAACUAGUCUCAUAUGGAACCCCAUGGUGGACGGAGAAUUAUGGAGCGAUUUACCAAGCGUUCUUGCUAAGGAGGGCAAAUUCCUACGCAUCCCCGUAAUCAUAGGUACCAACAGCGACGAAGGUUGUACGUUUGCAACGAGAGGUAUCAAUACCGAAGAGGAGCUUGUAAAGAGCAUGCUCGACUACCGGAGAUACAAUAUUCGCCCACCGAUGGCCAAAAUAUUGUUGGAACUUUAUCCAGACAAUCCUAAAUCUCAGCCUCCAUAUUAUCUAAACCCAGACCCUGUUGUAUUCCCUGAUCAGGGACUGUUAUGGCGCCGUGCCGCCGCCAUCGAGGGGGAUAUGGUCAUGAUUGCUGGACGACGUCGCGUGGCAGAGCAAGUGACAUCUGCUGGAGCUCCCGUUUACAGCUAUCGAUUUGAUACUUUAGGGUAUGGCGAAAGGUGGGAUAGGGGCGUUGGCCACUUUCAAAACGUGGCAUUCAGCUUCCAAAAUAUCUCAGGUGGACUUGGCCCGAUGCCGGCCUAUGAGCGCUACAAAGCAUUGAGCGAGAAUAUCGGAAGGGCAUACAUAUCAUUUGUUUACGAUCACGACCCCAACUCGAGCCGUGGCAACGACAGUACGCUACCGGUGUGGCCGAAGUACGAUCUGUCCAAGCCGCAGAAUAUUGUUCUGGAUGCCAACGGAAGUUAUGUGGAAGACGAUACAUAUCGAAAGGAAGGAAUGGCUUUCAUGAAUGAAGUAGGAUCGAACAUACAGAUUCUGGCAUAG
Messenger RNA from Clonostachys rhizophaga, 1659 nucleotides. The record is from the annotation of a GenBank genome assembly. NCBI's taxonomy places the organism in Eukaryota, Fungi, Ascomycota, Sordariomycetes, Hypocreales, Bionectriaceae.